Ylistrum balloti is the source of this 2890-nucleotide messenger RNA. RefSeq lists its product as uncharacterized. The record is from RefSeq and is a predicted model, not a curated record. The transcript is spliced from 6 exons. Bases 58 to 900 code for a protein of 280 amino acids. Lineage: Eukaryota; Metazoa; Mollusca; Bivalvia; Pectinida; Pectinidae.
CUUCGAUACGCUUUCUGGUUGAGGAAGUGACCCAGGAAGAGUCGAAGUAGAAUCAAGAUGUCAGAGAAAAAACUACGACUGAUUACCUACCUGUCCCCAGGUGUGCCUGUUCAAUUAUUUGAGACAGUAAUGCAAUACCUGGAAGAAGCGUUAGGUAGGGAAGCUUACCUCAUUUAUGAAUCAAGGUGGACUGGUCCUCCAAGAGACCGCACUGACCCCUUCACAGCGGAUGAGGUCGACAUAGGCUUUAUGAGCAGUGAAACAUUUCUACCACUGCAGCAUAAGAAGAAUUCAUGUGUUGAGUUGUGUGGUGCAGCCCCACUGCAUGUUCAUUCUAAAGGCCAAGGUAAUGCGGUCUAUUUCUCUGACCUGAUCAUCAACACAGGAGACGUUGGGGAUUAUAAAGAGGUCCAUGAUUUGCGGGGACACAGUUUUGCCUAUGUGGACGAAACCUCUCUCAGUGGAUGCCUUGUUGUGCUGCAAGAACUCAAAAAGAUGGGAUUCAAUUCAAGUUUCUUUGGGAAUGUUUUACAGUCAGGCUCCCACCUAAACUCCAUACAGAUGGUACUGAACAAGACAGCUGAGUCAGCAGCAGUGGACUCGACGGUCUUAUACAAUUACCUCAAACAGAAUCCACAGCAUCAUGAAAAAAUUACUGUGCUCAAGUCUUUUGGACCUCUUCCCAUCUACCCAGUUGUCCUCAACUCACGCCUUCCAGAUGAUCUCAAAGGGCAGAUAACCCAAGCACUGUUAGACAUUACUAGUAAAAAGGAUUGGCUGAAGAAACUAGAAACUUUUGGAGUGACUGGAUUCAAGCAAGUGGACAUGUCUUCCUUACUCAAAGAAAAGGAACUCCUUGAUUCAGUUAAAAAGCUCAGUAUAACAGCAGCAUACUACUAGAGGUUCAUUUAUCAAUGACAAACUGUGAUGGAAUCAUGUGGUUUUGGUAAUUUUACUGUAUUUAACCUAAAAGAGCAGAGAACUUUGAAAUUUUUGAUAACAAAAAAUAGUAAUAAAGGCUUCAUAUAUCUCUAUGAGAAUUUGUAUUCAUAAAUAAUUAUAAAUACAGGUAUGGUUUGAUGAUAGGUGGUAACACUACGUCAUGAAGUUGGGGUUAAGGAAGAUGUCAGACUUGUAUUGGAAAGAGAUCUUGCUAAGUUGAAUACAGUUUAAUGCUUUCAAAAUUUCUUCACAGUUGUCAUUAUUGCAUAAUUUGGUAUGGGGCUAUCAAUAAAAAUAAAAUGCUUGUUAAUGUUUCUGAUAUAAAGUAAAAUAGAUUAAAAUUAACACUUCAAUAUACAGUAUAGAUUUUUACAGUGUAUGCAUGCAUCUGUUGUAGUAUGGUGUUGAUGUUUUGAAUGUGAUUAAUUACAUACAGAGAUUAAUUAUAGAGAAAAGGUUAUUAUAGAUAACGAUAAGAUCAAUUUUUAAUUGGCUACAGCUAUCUUAAAAUCAAAACAGAGAAAAAAGGCAUUAAUAGUUGGUGCAAUGUUUUAUGGCAAAAAGUGCAUUACUAGUGUAUAUGUAUAUAUAGGAUUAAAUUUCUAAUGAAGAAUGUUGUACUGAAAUUGCUUACUUACAUGUUGUUAAGAUAUUAUUUCUGAAUAACUCAGGAGACUAGCCUAUUGUUUUUUAAUGUUUUUCACAUUUCAGUCAGUCUAUGUCAGAAAUAUAAAAUUACUGUUAUUUACAACGUACAGUGUUCAUCAAGGUUCUUAUGUUUUUCAUGACAUAAAACUGUUUAUUUUCAUUGCCAUGUUGAUAACGGCUCGAGUAUAAGAGCUAUAGGACUUGCACAGUCUGUCAAUACUUGCCAGUCAUCCUCAUUUAGACUUUAAAAUCAUCUAAAUUACUCACUCAUUUCUAGAGUGUUGACCCACACCUUUGAUAUAUUGCAAAAAAUGACUUUCAAUUGAAUGCCUUUGCAAAGCCUUUAGGAAUUACUUUCCCUCAGGGGUUAAGUGUUUUUCUGAGACACAUCUUGGUGCUUUUGAAACAAGAGUUCAGAUGAUAUUUUCAAAUUUUGUUCUAUGAUUGAAGGACAUAGUGAAACUGUGGUGAAUGUUUGUCCAUAUAUUGUACUAAAUUGUUUCAAGUCUCUGUAUGGAAAAGUGCAUACUAAUGUCUGAUGUAAGAUUUGAAGUUGACUUCCAGUUAAUGGGACCAUUUUAAUAGUGUAAGAUAUUGUAUGAAGAAAUUCAGGGAUUUGUUGUAGGUAAUUGUGUAUGUAUAAAUACAUGUUUAUGUGUAUGCUUGGCCAUAUAAAUUCUAUUUCGUAUUUUUGUUUUUAACAAAAUUAGGACCUGUUUAAUAAAUCGAGUUAUGGAUUAGUCGGAUAUUUAUCAGAUAAGUAAUUAGUAUAUAUCCAAGAAUCUCCUGUAUUUGCUAUAAACACAAAUAUAUAUAUAUAUUGAUAAUCAUUUAUACUUAUUUGAAUAUUUUCUGUAAAGAUAUCUGGUUGGCAUGACCGUUGUUGUUUAAAGUUGUAGGAAUUCCAACUCUGACGAUGUUUUUGUUGAAAUGACAAUAUAGAUUUCUUGUUGUUUUCAUUCAUAUGGUUGUCUUUGUUGCCAUGACAACAGUUGUUGUAUAUAGUUGUCAUUCAUAUUUAAAGAAUGUGUUUGUUGACACGAUAUGAUUUACAUAAUUGUAGGAAUUUAUGAUAAGAUAAAUCGACAACAAUCCGAAGUUCUCAAAGGACAUCUGUAAUGAUAUAACAACAUUAAUAUGACAACUGUUGCUUAGAAUUAAGGUUAAAUAAAAGUGCAUAUAUAUUUUUUGGGAUUCAAGCUAAACGCUUGUUUUAUUGACAUAUAAACAGUCAUAAAUUAAAAAUUUGAAAUAUUUAAGCUCAAAGCAUCUUUUGUUGAAAGAUCAACAUUGUACUAUA